This is a messenger RNA of Phytophthora nicotianae INRA-310, 204 nucleotides long. RefSeq lists its product as hypothetical. NCBI's taxonomy places the organism in Eukaryota, Oomycota, Peronosporomycetes, Peronosporales, Peronosporaceae. Bases 1 to 204 code for a protein of 67 amino acids. The record is from RefSeq and is a predicted model, not a curated record. The transcript is spliced from 2 exons.
AUGGCGACGGUUCAGGUGGUUUCGCAGAUGGUUCAGCGCGGUGAAGCUGAGCGGCUGUUCCAGACAAUGGCGGUGGAUUUCGUCAUACCAUUACUGCAAAGUCGGCGGGUCAACUUACUGCUCUUCCAGUGCGCUUUCGUGGGUUAUGGCAUCGCCAAGGCGAUGUCUGACACCUCCACCAUGACCGUGACCUUCGCGUCAUGA